AUGACGAGUUUCGAUUGCUCGUCGAAUGGAUCUCGAAAUCCAAGUUGUAGGAGUGGAAUAAGCUCCGAUGAGCCUUUACGAUUGAGUAUCAGUGAUGUUUUCAAAGGAUUAACUUCUGGUGUUUGUAUUUGUGGUCGAAUUGAAUCUGGUGCUGUCCAAUUAGGUCAAAAAUUGAUCGUAAUGCCCUCGAGUGAACAAGCAAUUGUUAAAGCAAUUUCAAUUGAAGAUUGCCUCUUUAAUCAAGCAUUUGCUGGUGAUCAAGUAACUUUAACAUUGACAGGAUGUAGUGCAACUAAUAUUGCCUCGGGUGAUAUAUUAUGUGAUAUAUCUGUUCCAUCACCUGUUACAACUCGUUUCCAGGCCAAAGUCGUAGUUUUUGCUAAUGUUCAGAUUCCAUUAACAAGGGGUUUUCAAGUUGUGUUACAUUGUAAAAAUUUGCAAAAACAAGCGACAAUCAGUAAAUUGAUUUCACUAUUGGACAAAAGCACUGGACAAGUGACCAAAACAAAGCCUCGAUGUUUAUCAGCAAAUUCAAGUGGAAUCGUCGAAAUCGAAACAUCCAAACCGAUUUCCAUUGAACUUUAUUCAGAAUACAAAGAUCUCGGACGAAUUACGCUUCGGUAUCGAGGAGCUACUGUGGCCGCUGGUUUGGUUAUCGAUCGAUGAAAAAACAAUCAAUUUUGCCUCUUUGAACUUAACAACUGGUCAUUUUUUUCGCCAAUUGGUUGAUUGGUUAUUUUCAUAACAACAAAAGGUAACUCAUAUGUCAAUAAUAGGACAAAAGUAAUGGACAAGUGACCAGAACAAAGCCUCGUUUUUAAGGAGAUAAUCAAAGUAGAAUCGUCGAAAUUAAACAUCCAAACCGAUUUCCAUUGAACUUUAUUCAGAAUACAAAGAUCUCGGACGAAUUAUGCUUCGGUAUCGAGGAGCGACUGUGGCCGCGGGUUUAGUUAUCGAUCGAUGAUAAAACUUAUCACUAAUCAAAUUUAAUCUCUUUCAAGUGUUUAACUUAACAUCAUCAUCAUCAACAAUCAGUGAUCAAUGUGACACAUUCAUCAUAAUUUUUUCAUCAUUAUUGUACCAAGACGUUUACAAUUGUACACACAAUUAGACAACACAAAAAACACCAACAAUCAAAUUCACACAUUCAACUAACAUUCAUAAUACCUUGUUUUUGGAAAUCAAUGAAAAACAAACAUUGAAAAUUGAUUAAUAGCUUUUAUUGUUUCUAUCUAACAAUUAACCCUCUAAAUUGUAAUCAGGUAUAAAUUUAUCUUUUGCGACAAUUAAUUUAGUCUAAACUUAAAUUGUUGCUGUAAUGAUUUUGUUUUUGUUUUUUCUAUUGAAAAAAUAAUCAAUAAAAGUCAAUGUUAAAUUGA
Panonychus citri (citrus red mite) is the source of this 1379-nucleotide messenger RNA. Its product is annotated as protein HBS1-like. Gene Ontology annotation, molecular function: GTP binding; GTPase activity. Gene Ontology annotation, biological process: translation. The coding region runs from base 1 to 666 and encodes 221 amino acids. NCBI's taxonomy places the organism in Eukaryota, Metazoa, Arthropoda, Arachnida, Trombidiformes, Tetranychidae. The record is from RefSeq and is a predicted model, not a curated record. The transcript has 3 exons.